AUGGGACAGGCAGUAUUCAAUAAUGUUGGUCGAGAUCUUAAUCAUAACUACUAUGCUGCCAAUCCCCUUUGGGACGCGAUUGCAGACAUUGGAGCUUCCCACAACUCGGAGCAACAGGUUGAACGGGGUCGUUGUCUCCCUGGAACCCGUCAGGCAGUGCUUCAACUCAUUCAUAACUGGAGAACUUCGGAAGGCCAGCAUUCACCAGUAUGCUGGCUUUCUGGUGCUGCAGGGGUCGGAAAGUCCGCUAUCGCACUGACUGUCGCCGAAGAAUGCGAGAAAGAUGGGCUUGUCGCUUCGUUCUUCUUUUUUAGGACUGAUCCAAAGCGCAACAACCCCUCCUCUCUCAUUCUAUCCAUUGCACAUGGCCUCGUCGUGACAAGGCCAGAUUUGAAGCCUCUUGUCGACCAGAAAAUUACUGCAGAUCCCAGUAUCCUGAAAGCCAGGUUGGAAAAACAAUACGAGGAACUUGUUUUGGAGCAUGUUUUGCUCCCCUGCUCUCACAAAAGCCCCGACUUGAUCAUUAUUGAUGGCCUUGAUGAAUGUAGCGAUGCUGCUACACAGGGCCGUCCCGAAUCCUGGAUCAAAGAGGAAUUCAGUCAGUUCCAUCGACUAACGAAACAUAUUCAACUGGACGAUUCUUUCCUUCCUAGAUACAACAUUGAACUCUACCUCGAUAAAGGGCGAAGUAUACCACUCAAGAGUCAACCUAAUAUCAGAGCUACGGGAGUAGCACCAACACCAAAUCAACCCAAAAACUAG
Molecule: messenger RNA, 762 nt
Organism: Marasmius oreades (fairy-ring Marasmius)
Lineage: Eukaryota; Fungi; Basidiomycota; Agaricomycetes; Agaricales; Marasmiaceae
Exons: 3
Coding region: 1-762 (253 amino acids)
Source: RefSeq, a predicted model, not a curated record